GAGUGUCCCGACUGUGCAGCUAGAAGCCGGCGUCAUGGAGGAGUACGCUCGGGAGCCUUGUCCAUGGCGAAUUGUGGAUGAUUGUGGUGGAGCUUUCACUAUGGGUGUCAUCGGCGGAGGAGUCUUCCAGGCUAUCAAAGGCUUCCGCAAUGCCCCUGUUGGAAUUCGACACCGGUUGAGAGGUAGUGCCAAUGCUGUGAGGAUCCGAGCACCCCAGAUUGGAGGUAGCUUCGCAGUGUGGGGAGGCCUUUUCUCUACUAUCGACUGUGGCCUGGUGCGACUGCGGGGCAAGGAAGAUCCCUGGAACUCCAUCACCAGUGGAGCAUUGACUGGGGCUGUGCUGGCUGCCCGCAGUGGCCCACUGGCCAUGGUGGGCUCAGCGAUGAUGGGGGGCAUCCUAUUGGCCCUCAUAGAGGGUGUCGGCAUCCUCCUCACUCGGUAUACAGCCCAGCAGUUCCGCAACGCGCCCCCGUUCCUGGAAGACCCCAGCCAGCUAGCCCCUAAGGAAGGUAGCCCAGCCCCAGGCUAUCCCAGCUAUCAGCAAUACCACUAAAGAAGCCACCACCGCCACCAUGGGAGCUGCUCCUCGGUUCCCUCCCCGAUGAUCUACCUCCAAGGGAGGGCUGGCUCCCACUUAGCCUUGGGACCUUCUAGAGAGGGCCUCUACUUGCUCCCUUGUCCCAGGGUGGGGGUGGGGCACCCCAGCUGCCCUGACAGAUGGGUCUCCGUUUUCUCUCAGGGCACCCCAGCCCCACACAUGUAACAAGCCCUCACCCCAGCUCCUUUGUGUGGCACCCUGAUGAGUAUUUAAAGUCAGUUUUGAAAU
Molecule: messenger RNA, 826 nt
Organism: Castor canadensis (American beaver)
Lineage: Eukaryota; Metazoa; Chordata; Mammalia; Rodentia; Castoridae
Gene: Timm17b
Product: translocase of inner mitochondrial membrane 17B
Biological process (GO): protein import into mitochondrial matrix
Cellular component (GO): TIM23 mitochondrial import inner membrane translocase complex
Molecular function (GO): transmembrane protein transporter activity
Source: RefSeq, a predicted model, not a curated record